AUGUCGUCCGAUGGUAUAGAUGCUGCCGAGACCCUUCCUGUUGGCGCCCAGUUUGACUGCCCCUUUGAAACCGACUUCUGCCAAUGGACCCAAGCUCAAGGAACGGACAAAUUUGACUGGAAGCUGAUAGCUGGAAGUACCCUAACAGCAGGGACUGGCCCAAGCGGUGACCACACCACUGGCAAGGGACACUACGCCUACUUUGAAUCUUCCGUUGGUGCAAAUGGAGACAAGGCACAAUUGAUCAGUCCGACGUUGACGAUCGCCAGUGGUCACUCAAAAUGUCUGGUCUUCUACUACAACAUGUACGGGGAGCACGUCAACGCCCUCAACGUGUACGAGAAGACCAACACGGCCAAAAUGAAUAUCGUCUGGACGCGCCAUGGCAACCAGGGAGCCAACUGGACGGAGGCAAGAAUCAACCUACCAGUGGCUACAAACUUUCAGGUUGUAAUCGAAGCUGUUCGAGGACGGGGAUGGAAAGGAGACAUCUCCAUAGACGACACUAAGACUGUCAACGGCCCCUGCCCUCCGCUAGGAACCAUUUUACCAUCGGUACCCCCUGGGGCCAGGACUACUCCGAUGCCGGUGUCAACGUCGUGCAACUUCGAGACGAAAGCUGUUUGUGGCUACACUCAGGACAAGAGUGACAACUUUGACUGGAGGUGGUCUACUGGUUCAACAGCAUCCGCCAUGACCGGUCCUAACAAUGACCACACUUACGGUACACCAGCAGGCCACUACAUGUACAUGGAGUCCUCUGAUGCCCGACCAAAUGCAAAGGCAAGGAUAAUCUCUCCAAGACUCCCAGGAAGUGGAACACGAUGCCUUCAGUUCUGGUACAGCAUGUUUGGUCAGCAGGUGAACACGCUAAACGUCUACGCCAAGUCCCGAAGUCUAGGCAAUGUAUUGUGGACACUGUCCGGGAACCAGGGGAUGGACUGGAAGAUAGCACAAGUGACCAUACCAGGGGGAUCAAACUACAACGUAAGUCUACUGCUGUCUUUUUAUUACCUCUCUCUCACAUAAUGAAUUGUUUCCGUCUCGUUAAAUAUACUGUUUCAACCAGCCCACAUACAGUCGUGUAUUUCCUGUUACUACAGAUCGUGUUUGAAGCCA
Molecule: messenger RNA, 1119 nt
Organism: Haliotis rufescens (red abalone)
Lineage: Eukaryota; Metazoa; Mollusca; Gastropoda; Lepetellida; Haliotidae
Product: MAM and LDL-receptor class A domain-containing protein 1-like
Exons: 6
Coding region: 1-1029 (342 amino acids)
Biological process (GO): nervous system development
Cellular component (GO): membrane
Source: RefSeq, a predicted model, not a curated record